GUGACCUUAAUCCAUAUAAAUGUUCUCAUAGCCUUCAGCAUAUCCCUUGUAGGCCUAUUAAUAUAUCGAUCCCACCUAAUAUCCGCAUUACUCUGUCUAGAAGGCAUGAUACUAUCACUUUUCGUUCUAGCAGCCCUCACAAUCCUAAAUUCACACUUCACCUUAGCUAACAUGAUACCUAUCAUCCUCCUAGUUUUCGCAGCUUAUGUUGCAGCCAUCGGACUAGCCCUACUAGUCAUAGUCUCCAACACAUAUGGCACUGACUACGUACAAAGCCUCAACCUCCUCCAAUGCUAA
Messenger RNA from Balaenoptera musculus (blue whale), 297 nucleotides. The record is from the annotation of a RefSeq genome assembly. NCBI's taxonomy places the organism in Eukaryota, Metazoa, Chordata, Mammalia, Artiodactyla, Balaenopteridae.